Prinia subflava (tawny-flanked prinia) is the source of this 3187-nucleotide messenger RNA. Its product is annotated as low affinity immunoglobulin gamma Fc region receptor III-like. Bases 151 to 1266 code for a protein of 371 amino acids. Gene Ontology annotation, molecular function: transmembrane signaling receptor activity. Lineage: Eukaryota; Metazoa; Chordata; Aves; Passeriformes; Cisticolidae. Gene Ontology annotation, cellular component: plasma membrane. The transcript is spliced from 7 exons. Gene Ontology annotation, biological process: cell surface receptor signaling pathway. The record is from RefSeq and is a predicted model, not a curated record.
UUUGGCCAAAGAGCCACCACCCAGCGGACAGCGGAACCUGGCAGUGUGUGGCAGGCAGCUUGGGUGGCCAGGAAGGUGGCAGGAUGGCCAGGAAGGUGACACUGCUCCUGUGGGUCCAGACCCUCGGCCUCGCUGGUGAGUCUUCAGGGGAUGCUGUGUCCCUGCCCUGCUGUCCCCGGCCCUGUGCUGGCCCUGGCAGGCUGGUGUCCCCUGUCACCCACAGGCACCCAGACCACCCAGCUCCUGGUGGAGCCCCCCUGGAUACCGGCAGUGCUGUGGGACCAGGUGACACUGACCUGCUGGGGCUUGGGGACCGCCGGUGCCACCACCUGGUACAAGGAUGGGCAACGGUGGUGGCAGAAGGGACCUAACUGCUUCACUGUCACCAUGAGUGGCACCUACACAUGUGACAGACCUGGCACAGGGCCCAGCCCCCCCAUGAGAGUCUCAAAUGAGCGUCUUGUGCUGCAGCUGCCGGCACGCGUGCUGCUGGAGGGGGACACGGUGACACUGCGCUGCCGGGGCUGGCAGGAUGGCACGGUCACUGGAGUACGAUUCUACCACGAGGGGAAGGAUCUGGGGGGGCCCUUCAAUGGGACCGAGCUGUCCCUGUACCCCCUGCAGCUGCACCACAGCGGCUGCUACCGCUGCGGGGGCAGGGUGAACUUUGCGGCAUCACUGUGGUGGGAGAUGUCAGCGCCGGUGACAGUGACAGUGACAAUACAUGUGCCCGUGGCCAAUGCCACCAUCACCCCCGGUCCCCUGUCACACCAGGUGCACACAGGUGACCCCGUGACCCUGCGCUGCUCGGUGCAGGUUGGCUCAGCCCCUGUCACCUUCACCUGGCUACACAACGGGCAGGAGGUGGCCCAGGGUCCCAUCCUGGAGCUUGGGGACGUCAAUGUGGGACAUUCGGGCACCUACCAGUGCGUGGCCACCAACCAGCUGGGACAGGACGGGCACCGCGUGUUCCAGGCACUCAGCCCCGAGCUGGUCCUGGAGGUGACACAACAAGGACACUGGAACACAGCAGUGGCCACAGGGGUCAGCGGGUCCCUCCUGUUCCUGGUCCUGCUCGUGGGUGUGGCUGUUGUCUGGCAGCGGUGGAACUACAUGGCUGCCAGGAAGCACCAGGAAAGGGUGCCCCCAGAUUCCCUGGCAUUCCCCGGGGAGGAUCCUCAGGCGACCUACAUGGAGCUGAAAGGGCCACACGGGCAAGCAUGGGAACCCAGCGACAUCUAUGACCAUCUACAACAAAAGCUGUGACACCCUGGGAAGCAGGAGGCACUAGGCAACACUGGUGGUGCUCCCACCAUGGCUCCAGGGGUUGCCCAUCCUUCCAAGGGAGGUGGUGAUGAGUCAGGGCCAGGCUACACAGGGCACCCUAUGCUCCCCAUUUCCUCUCCCAGUAGCCCCAGGGGCUCCCCCAUCCCCUUCCCAGUACCUGCAGGGGCUCCCCAACCCCCAUCCCAGUGCUCCAAGUACCCUCGGUGACCUCCCCUUUCUCUCCCCACUGUGCUCACAGCACACCCAGGGGUUCCCCAUUCCCCCUCCCACUCCCCCUGUCCCAUCCCACUGUAAAAUGAGCAGUCGGGGAGGAUUCUUUUUGAUCAAUUUCUCAAAUGAAAGUGAAGCAUAAAUGCGGCAAUAUUAUAUCUGAGAACUGUUUAUUGAUAAAGGAGGGUAAGUGUUCUUACGGAAGGGGGAUUAGAAGAGAGAGUAGAGAGGGGAAAAGAGAGCCAGAGAGAGAAACAGAAGACAGGGACAGCAUUACCACAAGAACCCCGGGCACUCUGUUGGCAUGAGUUCGACAGAUGGAGUGUGUGUGCGGUGAGCCCUCGUGGCUUUUGUGAGUGACUGGGCACGACUGGCAAGCAGCAGCACCUCCGUGUUUCUGGCACUGGCAAGCGAUGGCUGCAGGCUGGCUGCAGGCCAGUGCUGUAGGACUGGCAGCUGUGGUCUGGCUGCCAGGGGCUGCUACUGUGGUGCAGCAGGCCCGGUGCUGCAGGCGACACAGGCACCACGGCAGAGGCAGCGGGUGUGUGCAGGCAGCCUCCGCUCCUUUGGGGAAGUGGUGGAGCACCAGGUUGUGGCUGGCAUGGCAGACAGUGGGGGAAAACCUGGUGGCAGCAGCCAUGGCUGGGGGCGGGCAGCAACCACUCCAAUGGGGAAGUGGUGGAGCAGCAGGCUGGGGAAGCAGUGCAGCUCCAGGCUGGGGAAGCAGUGGAGCACCAAGUCAUUGCAGGAACGAGCUGCCUCGCGGCAGCAGGAAACAGGUAUGGACAGGGAAGAAGGACCACAGGGAGGAAAAGGUGAGGGGGAGAGGAGAGCCAAGCUGACCGUAUGAGCAAGCCCCUGAUCCCCCCAAGAAACCUAAGCAAAAGAGCUCCUGUUGUGUCACAGGUAACUGCUUUUAUUUGCUAAGGCUCCUCCCACCGCCCUAUUUCCUGGGCAUUUUUUCCCUGGGCAUUUUUCCCUGACAUUUUUCCUGGGCAUCCAGGCAUCUGACCCACCAACCAGUGGGGGUUUGCUCACAGUCCGCUCAUGGAAGCUUUUUCUCCCCUGAUCGGCUGUUACGUGAAGCCUCCCUGGGACAGUGUUCCCAGCACAAGUAGAGCCUCUGGAGUAAUUUUUCACCUCAUGCAUAGCGUAUGUUGAGACAUAAAUGAAAAUCAGAUUCGUUCCUCUCAACCUCCAGUGGGUGUUUCCAGUGGUUCUGGGACCCUCCCAGUGCUCCCAGUACACCGGGUGGCUUAGUGUUUCCCAUCCCAGUUUCAAGGGAUCACAGGACCUGGUUUUCUGCUCCUGGGGAAAAAAUGCAGCUUUUGGGUUAAACGGGCAGAAAUGGUGUUUCUUUGUUCAGCUCUGUCAGGCUUUAGCAAUGGGAUUCUCCAAUUUUGGGCUGCCAAUUCUCCAAUUUUUGGCUGUGUUGGUUUGAAAGACAGGUAUUUGCCAAGGAAGGCAGGAACCUCCCUUGGAAUGGAAAAUAUAACCCCCUUCCCUCAUACUUAUUAGAACUUUGAAAUUAAGGGGCUUGCAGGCAAAGAUAUGGGAGCAGGAAUAACAGUUCUUUACUAGAAUGUAUUGUGAGAAACAAGUUAAUGGAAGUUGACUUCUGCUGGGUGUUAUAUGAAUUGAUAUUACAUUAUUGAUUAUAUUGUUGAAUAAAUAUUGUGAUGUUGUUAGU